AUGACCCGUACCAGAGUUCCGAACACAACAGCGACAAGGGCAGCAACCGUUCCUGUCAUUACCACGGUCCGCAGGAAAAAGGUAUUGCGCAAUUGGGUCACAAAAUCAGCGCUUCAGCCUGGGGCAGUAUCAGCGCCAUCGGGAUCGGCAGCUGUCAGCUGUAACAACAUCAGUACUACUGGCGCCAUUACCGCCACCGUCAUUAAUAACGGCAGAUACAAAUCUCGAGGAAAACACGCCGGAGCACCAUCAACUUCAUGGACGGCAUCUUCUACUUGGAGCACUGCGUUUCCACCCUACGACCCUUUCAACUUCCCGAAACCACGCCAGGCUACUCCCGCCAAGACGACUCAGACCAGAAAUCAGGACCUGGAGCCAUUACCGUUCCUGGACUUUCGAACUAACGACUCCCGCGAAGUCAUGUACACCAAAUGCGACAUCGAAGCCGACCAAUGGCUCAACUCUAACCCGUCGAAAAUGUGGGCACUGGAUGCGGAAUGGAAGGCUUUUGGAGUGUUCGGGAAACAGGCCAAAAUGGCGCUUAUCCAGCUCGGGGAUGACAGGACCGUCUACCUCUUCCAUGUCAUCCAUAUGAAGAGAUUCCCUAAGGUGUUGGCCAGGAUCCUGCAAGACAAGUCUAUCCUCAAGGUCGGGAUCAACAUUCGGAAUGACGCCACCAAGAUGUUCAAGGACUGGGGUGUUGGAUGUGCUAGUCUGGUUGAGUUGGGCGCUUUGAGCAUUCAAGUUCAGGAUGAUUUGUCGACUCAGCGGAAAAUUCGCAGUAUGGAACGUCUUUCAAGGGAACUUUUACAACACGCAGUGGAGAAGGUACCAUUGACAAGGAUGGGAAACUGGGAGAGCAAGAACCUGUCAGCCAACCAACUCUCAUACGCCGCGAACGAUGUCUUUGUGACCUAUGAGCUGGCGGAGAAAAUCAAGGAGUUGCAGAAAGCGCGACCAAAACAAGAUUAUGUGGUCCCGUUUGCGACGGUCCAUAGUCAAGGCACCACAGUAGUCACGGUCCGGGGGUCAUUGCAGGAACGUGUAGACAACCCAGCAACAGCCAAGGAUAUCAUCGUUCCUGAACCCAAACAAGCGCCGACGGGUCUAAAGACAGGAACAAAUAAGACGGCAACAACAGCUUCAGCAGGUGACUCCAUUGGAGCGAAGCGGUCAUCAGUGGGCUACGCCAAGGUCUCGAAAAUCAAAACUGGAAGAUCUAGUCAAGUCACUACUAGUUGGCGGACAACCAGAGCAGUACAUUCUCCGACUACGACAGCUGGUCGAUCGACAAAGUCCGCCACUGCAGCAACGUCGUUUUCAAGGGCGAACACGCCAUCACGCAGCACGAAUGUGAACGGAGACCCUUAUUUUUUCUACCCAAAUGCCAACAACAGCAGGACCGGCGAUGGCGCCAAGGAUGUGAUUCGGGCAAUCCGUCUCGGGAGCAGGAGCACUGUCACCAUUAUACGCCCUAGAUUCCAGAAACGGUCCUUCUCUUGCUCCUCAUUGACUGCGACUUCUGACAAGAAGAUUGGUAGAGGAGAGGUCUUCUUUCCUAGCCGGCUGUUGCCAAAGUCGUUGGAGGGGAAGGAUAUUAUUGAGAGGAACCAGGAUGUCUGGUUAGAGGCUGGUGGGCGCGACCUUUCGGAGGAGGAUGACCAUGGAGGGGAAGGUGAAGAGGAGCAAGACGAUUGGUAUUUGAGUCAGAACCAGGCCUUGUUCGCAUCUCUUGUGCCGUCUGACAUUGAUUCUGAUGAUUCUGACAAGGGUUCGGAUGUGCGGUUGGAAGUGGGAGUAGAUAAGGAUGUCCUUGCUGCAUUGUUACGAAAGAAACCUUGA
Molecule: messenger RNA, 1842 nt
Organism: Linnemannia hyalina
Lineage: Eukaryota; Fungi; Mortierellomycota; Mortierellomycetes; Mortierellales; Mortierellaceae
Source: the annotation of a GenBank genome assembly